Messenger RNA from Nicotiana tabacum (common tobacco), 1283 nucleotides. Lineage: Eukaryota; Viridiplantae; Streptophyta; Magnoliopsida; Solanales; Solanaceae. The record is from RefSeq and is a predicted model, not a curated record.
AUGGUAGCAGCAUGUCAAGCUAUGUUUUUCUUGAUGUUUGUUAACUCACUGUGGAUACUACUGUUUUUUGUGAGCAGUUGGGUCCAAACUCAGUUACAGAACCACCCUGAUGAACUUUGGGAAGAUGGAGUUCAAGACUACUUAAACCAUUCUUCAACUAUCAAGGAUAAGUUUAGUGAUGUUGUGAAUUGGCUAAAAGCUAAUUCUUCCAAUGGAGAGAAUAAAUCUGCACUGGGAUCCCAAGCUGCUUCGAAGUCCCUAGAGUCAGAAACUAAGGAGAAUGAUGGUAGAUUAUCUUUUCUCAAACCUGCUGUUCCUGUGGCUAAUUCAUCUCCAGGUUUUGGGGCUGUGGCUAAUUCAUCUCCAAGUUUCGGUAGUCUGGCUAAUUCAUCUUCAAGUUUUGGUGCAUCAUGGAGCUCAGGAGGUCUCUUUAACAACAAGUCUCCCUUUUCAUUUGGACUUCAAUCUUCGGUACAAACCCAAAAUUCGGUACCUGUGAAAAAUGAUGCUGCAAACGAUGUCCAAGAUGCUGAAGAUGAAGUGGAGCAGCCAGGCAGCCCAUCUGUGAAGAAGACUGAAGAAAAGGGAGUCACUGUAGUCCAUGAAGUCAAAUGUAAACUUUAUGUGAAGUCAACUGAUCCAGCGGAUAAAGAUGAAUGGAAAGACAGGGGCACUGGUCAGCUUUCUCUUAAGUGUAAAGAAGGUGUUAGCAAAGGUACCCGGGAAUCCAAACCAACUAUUGUGAUACGAAAUGAUGUUGGAAAGAUUUUGCUUAAUGCAUUGUUAUAUCCAGGCAUUAAAACAAACAUGCAGAAGAACUCCAUUGUUGCAAUAUUUCAUACCUCGGGUGAUGGUGAUAAUGAUGAUGCUGUUGUCGCACGGACAUUCUUGAUAAGAACGAAAACCGGGGAGGAUAGAGAUAAAUUGGCAGCGGUCAUCCAGGAAUAUGCUCCUGCUGCCUGAGGACUAUACCUUGGCAGCAAUUCUUUUCUGUAUCAAUACCCACCUCCGGGCUGGACGGAUGCUUGGAAUGGAUCGCUUUACCUCUUCGACAGUUUCUUGGAAGACUCUUGACGGUGUAGCAGUUGAAUUAUAGCUUAGCUUAUUUUGCAGUACAAAUGAACUGAUCCUGCUGUUGUGAAUCCUGUCCCAUCGAGAGGCUUUUACACACUGUAAUGUAUAGAGGAAAGAAUUUGAGAUGCUAGUGCCCAACAGAAAGAAAAGAAAUGUACACAUUUCUAAUUAUUGUUGGAGAAGAGGACCAAUUUCAUUCAAUUUUUCCA